This is a messenger RNA of Sebastes umbrosus (honeycomb rockfish), 5989 nucleotides long. RefSeq lists its product as uncharacterized. Gene Ontology annotation, molecular function: DNA-binding transcription factor activity, RNA polymerase II-specific; RNA polymerase II cis-regulatory region sequence-specific DNA binding. The transcript is spliced from 2 exons. Bases 137 to 4168 code for a protein of 1343 amino acids. Gene Ontology annotation, biological process: regulation of DNA-templated transcription. The record is from RefSeq and is a predicted model, not a curated record. Lineage: Eukaryota; Metazoa; Chordata; Actinopteri; Perciformes; Sebastidae.
UUCAGGUGGUGAUGGAGUGUUUUAUUUUGAAAGCACCGACCGGAUGUGUGCUUCCUCUCUGUGCAGGCUGUCUGUUGCUAGGCUCUGCUAGCAUGAUCCCUGUGUGUGUCUGGACAAGGGGGUGCAUGGGGGAAACAUGGCCGCCGUAGACCCGUCGGAGUCUCCGAAACGACAGAAAUCCCCAGCGGUGGAGGUGGAAACAUCUGGGACCGAGUCGGUGGAGUCAGGAUGCAGCUUUUAUCAGAGCGAUGAAGCAGCAGCACAUACUAAUAAACCCACCGUGGAGGAGCAGAGACACAGUGAAGGAGGAGGAGGUGGUGGUGGAGGAGGAGGAGGUGGUGGAGGUAUAGCCAGCCAUUCUGAGGUUACUGUCGAGUCCAGUGCUGCUGGAGCUGGAGCUGGAGAGGAGGAGAAAACGACAUGUAACUCACCCGAGGUGCUAACGUCGCCUGCAAAAAUGGCCGAGGCUCCUGGUGGCAGCGACAAGAGGUCUUUCGACUGGUCUGAACCUGAAGAAGACGACGACGAAGAAGAAGAGAAAACACACAAAAAGGAGGAGGAAGAUAAGUGUGACAUCAAUGAUGAUGUUGCAGGAGGAGGGGUGAAGCAGGACACACAUGUUGAUGUUGAUGAUAACAUUACAGUUGAUGUAGAGGAGAUCCAUGAGGAGGAGGAGGAGGAGGAAGAGGAGGAGGAGACAUCACAUCCUGAUGAUGAGAAGAAGAGGCCAGAGAAGGGACAGGCUGAGGAGGAGCCAGUGGGAGAAGAACAAGUGGACGCGAUAGUGGAUGUGGUUGAUGAAGAGGUAGAGAAUGUGACGGCGAAGCCCAGGAAGUGCCGUUUGGUGUGCAAGGAGUGCGGUAAGAGGUUCACCCGCCGCGAGACCUUCAACCUCCACCGUCACUUCCACGCGCACGAGGACGAGCUCACGCCCCUCACCUGCAAAGAGUGCGGCCUUACCUUUCAGCACCGCAGCAGCCUCAUCAAACACAGAAACGAACACAAAGAGAAGGAGGCGCGAGCGAAGGCGGAGGGGCGUUUUAAAUGCGCGGAAUGCGACAUGAUCUUCUCCACGGUGGAUAAGCUGCGGGACCACAACUGCUUCAACACGGUAGAUAAGCCUUACCACUGCCCCCUGUGCCGCCAAGAGUUCCAGUUUAAGGUGUGCAUCACUAAGCACAUGCUGAUCCACUCCAACGAGAGCUUUACGUGCCAAGAGUGCGGCCAAACCUUCCGAAACAGCUUGGCCCUGCGCUGCCACCAGCGAUGUCACAGCGCCCUGAAACCCUACGAAUGCCCAGAGUGCGGCUUGGCUUUCAAACACUACUCCGUCAUGGAAGACCACCGUCGCAAGCACACGGACAACGCGCGCUCUCACCUGUGCAACAUCUGCGGUAAGACCUUCAAGUACAGCAGCCUCCUCCAUCAGCAUCAGUAUCUGCACACAGGCCAGAAGCCCUUCCACUGCCCUGAAUGUGGUAAAACAUUCGCCUUUGCCCAGAACAUGAAGGCACACUGCCGCCAGCAUAGACUGCGCGAAGCCAACUCCUCCACUGAGCAGCCUAGCAAGCAGGACCCAGCACCUGCACCCGCACAGGAGGCAGCGAGAGGGCCGGGAAAAGAGAACGCAAACCAGAUCGAGGACCCGAAACGCACAUUCAACUGCCCUCUUUGUCCCCAGACCUACUUAGUGCCAGCUAACCUGAGAGCCCACAUGCUCAUUCACGAGGCUGAGUACGAGACGCUGGAGAGAACCCCCAGACCACCAAAGGAGAAUAACAAGAACUGGGAAAAAGGACACGUCUGUCCCCACUGCCCAUCUGUCUAUCGUGAUGAAUCAAGUUUAAAUAUGCAUCUGUUGAGUGCCCACAAGUCUGUAGCACAAAGGGUGGCAACACCACCUAAAAAUCUAUUUACUCCAUUAAGCAGUGAUAAUGUACAGGCGAAAUGGAGAAGCGAUGGCAUAAGUAUGAAGUCGUACAAGUGCGCCGAGUGUGGAAAAACCUUCCGCCACCGCUCAGUGUUGGAGCUGCAUAUGCGCAUACAUUCCAAGGACAAGCCUUACCAAUGCAAAGUGUGCGGCAAGGGCUUUAGAUUCGGUAGCUACUUACAGCAACAUCUCAUCAUCCAUACAGGCAAGAAGCCAUACAAAUGUCCGGACUGCGGGAAGGACUUUGCCUUCCUGCAGAACAUGAAAACGCAUCAGAAGCUGCAUCAGGAAAAACCGUUCCGCUGCACCAGCUGUCGCAAAGGCUACAGCGACGAGACCCAACUGCAGCACCACAUGCUAUCACACAACGGCGACAAACCUCACAAGUGUGACCUGUGCGACAAGAGCUUCGGGUUAGCCUAUCUGCUCCGUGAUCACAUGAACACACACACGGGAGACAGACCUCAUCGCUGUGACGAGUGUAACAAGACUUUUUCUUGGUUUAGCAGCCUGCUGGUGCACCAGAAGAUCCACACUCGCAAGCGCCAGGGUUUCAGCCAGUUUAAUUUGUUCCCGAUGGGUGCUAGGAUGAGAGGCAGGGGCAGCAGGGGGAGGAGAGGGGGGAGGUUCAUGUGGGGCUGGUCUAGGCCAUUAGCAUUAGGAGGCCAUGGGAUGGUUAGCGCUCACUCUCAGCAGUCUCCGUAUCCGGUUUCUGCACCGAGAGAUGCUGAAUUGCACAGGAGGCCGGUCCAGCCACAGCCUUCCAUGCUCUCACCUCGCAUGGAUGCACAAGCUAGGCCGCAGCCGAAGGAGCCGUGGCUGUCAGAGCUACACACUCAACCGGUGCAGUGGAAGGUGGACGGUGGAGAGGUGAUGCCGGUCCCAUCGUCACAGCCGCAAAUCGCAACUCCACAGCAGACACAGUUUGACAGCUCAACACAGCCGGGCAUACAGCAGCAGCAGCAGCAGCAGCACCAUCAGAGAGGUCCAGGCUGGGCAGAUAGCCCUCUGAUAACUCAGUCAGGCCCCACAGCUGCUCAGAGCUCAGAGUCUUCACACAUGAAAGAGAGCGCAGCUGCUAUUGUCAGCUCCCUCAUGGCAGCCGUGCCAAAAAAAUCCAGCCCAUCGACAGUGAGCGAGAUGGAGCAGCACAGGCUGCCCAAGCUGCCCAUCACUUGGAGCUGUACACCCACAUCCACGGUGCUCGCUUCCACAAGCUCUUUGCAACAUGAUUUUUCUGUUCCGUACAUAGACGGGGCGGCUCUGUGGAGCAUCAGACCUUCUCUGCUGGCAAAUUCACAGAGCUCUCCAAUUAAGCUUGGAGAGCUUCAGCUGCCAAGGUGGGCAGGCGCCCCAGUGUCGUUACAAAAGGAGCCAUCCACACCUCCUAAAAAAGAGGACGCCACAGUGUGGGACAUGAGUAAUCAAGUAAUACCGCCGACUGUUAGCCAGCCAGAGAAGCCAUGGAACGGCUGCGAGCUGCAAAAGCAGUGGGUCUCAGGCUUAGCAGGUGUGUCCACCUCAGCUCAAAUAGACCAAAGCAGUGCUAUGCCAAUUUCAACUCCUGUUUCUCACGGCGUAGGUAGCACCUUGUGGGAUAUACAAACGCCACCAGGACUUCCAAAGACUAUAAACCCUGAGAAAUUAGUAAACGCUCAAGAUUUUCAGCUGCAGCAAAAGCAGGUGUCAUCCGCCUGGGCCAGUGUAGUGCAGAGUCAGGCGACGACACAGAAGGUUCCCAUCUCCAUUCAGUACGAGCCUCAUCGUUUUAGCCAGGGGCUGGGAACACCAGUAUGGGGCUUCCAAAGUAAUCAAACGCUGCUCACCGGGCAACUCAAACCAGGGAACGGGCAGGAGCUGCAGCAACAGCCGAUGGUUACAGGCACUCAAAUAAUCAUAAAUCAGCCUUCUCCUUUUUUCACCUCUCCACUUGCACCGCUCCCUCCCCUCGCUCUGCCCGGCCCACACCCUCUCCACUCUGUCGCAGUUGGAACACUGUCAAGACCUCCACACCCAAAUAUGUUUUUCACACCGCAGGCUGUAAUGAGCGAGAGGCCUCACAUAACACAGACCAUGUCCCUACCUCAGCUUCCCCCACGGACAGAACCUCACAAACUCGGAGCCCGUUUGCCUUUCGCCCCAGAGCGGCUUCUCCAGUGCAUGAUAUGCGGGUGUUCUCUUCCCCGGGAGCUGGAUCUACAAAUGCAUUACUUGCAACAUGCACAAGGAGAGAUUUGACAUUUCUACACUAGCAACAAGAGUUUUGUUUUUUUUAAAUAAUUUUUACUCCGUGGAACCUCAUUUAUUUGACCCUCACUUGUGCAGUUUGACCAGUUGAGUGGAUGGGCAUUAUGAAAAAAAAAAAAGACGACUUGAUUUUAGUCUGCACACUUGAAUCACAUCCAAAGUUGUUCAGCUCCAAAUAAGACUGCACAGAGUGUUGUUUGUUUGUAGAGGGUGUAUGUAUACACGUGCCAUUAAAUUAGUUCCCGGUUUAAGCAGCUUCUGAGGGGUGCACAUUAAUGAGGUUCUACGUUUCAUUUAUCGCAAAUGGCAUUUAGAUUUAGAUAAUAUUAUUAGUACUUUUUUAUAGUUCUGUUCAUAUGUCCUGAACCAUUUUAACUGUGUUUUUUCUUCAUGUACAGUAUACUGUGUGCCUUUUAUGAGUACAGUGUGCAUGUCUGCUGUCUUGGUAUUCUAGGCCUAGUUUGUGCUUAAGGUAGACUCAACAAUGUGACCUCACUCCCAAAAACACAGAGCAACUCUUUCUAAGAUACCGUAAAGAAAUGUAUGUUUUUGCUUCUGAGGAGGAGAGGAUGGGGUUGUUGUGCUCACAGGUUACACGUGUCAGAGCAUACAACGGACAGCUGACUACAUACACUAUGACCCUGUUAGGAAGCACUUGUAUUUACAGUGUUAAUGGCUGGGUCCAAAUAUCUCACGAGUGAAGUUCUCAUCAUGGUAAUCUAGGGCUGCACAAUUUUGAAAAAAUAUCUAUUUGUGAUUAUUUUAACUGAUAUUGCAAUUGCGAUAUGAUUUCUGAUAUUAGAGGGAAUAAUAAUUUUUACAACAUUAAAAUGAUCAUGGUGCUAUUUUUGCGGGGAUAUGUACCAAACAAAGACGUUUUCUUAAGUCUGUAGAAUAUGAUGUGUAGGCCAGGACAUCUCUGCAGCACCACAAUAUAAUUUAAUUUAACAUGGUAUAUAUUGCGAUUUUGAUAACAUUUCAAUUAAUCGUGCAGCCCUACAGUAGUUUGGUCAAAGCGAAAGUAUCUGUAAACAAAAUGUGACGAUUACAUGUAAAAGGUCAUUUCACAGUAAGAGUUUUCUGUAAAUUUAUCAGUGAUUAUAGGGAACAGGGAGAAAGAAGCGUCAUUACACAAUUACUGAUGACACUGUUGUCAAAUAGUGACUUUUGUAAGGAAUUAAACUUGGAUUUAUGUGAUGUUUUGUCAUUAAUAUUUAUUUACAAUGGCAAGACGAAACAUUAAAACUGAUUAUAUAAAAUGUAUGUUUUGAUCCAAUCGGUCCAGUCAAAUUCAGCUAAUUUCUGACAAUGUGUCAUGACUGAUAUAUGCUUUAUAAUUAGAUUUUUAAAAGUACGUAACACCUACUGUAAACUGAUGAGUACCAUGUAAUGUGUAUCUCUUACCAGAAUGACUAUUUCAGAUUGGAAUGUACCCAUAUUUAUAAAAAAAAUUAAGUCCACUUUUGAGUACAAUGCAAUGUAUUUUUUUGUGAAUACUGAAUGAUUUCAUUCCAUUUACUGUAGAUUUAGCCAAGUACAGAAUCCCAUUUUUCUCUGUUAUGACGAUGGGCAUUUGAGUAGCUUUGGUGCCCAAUAAGUGACUGAAAAUCUUCAUUACUACUGUAAAAUAAACACACGGUCCAUAAUUUGUAAAAAAAAAAGAACCGUCCCUGUGCGUCUUAACAUUCAGCGUCUUAAGUUUAAAAAAACAUGUGCCCUUCUACCUCUAUCCACUGUUUUAGCAUGGAAAGAAAUAGGAUUUUCCCAUGAUGUCUACAUAUUGGAUUAAAUAAAACUUGCCUUUGAUUACAA